Pangasianodon hypophthalmus (striped catfish) is the source of this 1537-nucleotide messenger RNA. RefSeq names its product chromosome 2 C1orf74 homolog (gene c2h1orf74). The record is from RefSeq and is a predicted model, not a curated record. The transcript has 2 exons. Lineage: Eukaryota; Metazoa; Chordata; Actinopteri; Siluriformes; Pangasiidae. The coding region runs from base 407 to 1201 and encodes 264 amino acids.
AUGGAAAACCCUUUCAUAAUAAAAGUCACGAGACGCCUUAAGCGGAACUGAAAUGUAGUUCAGAGGUAGUUUAAAAAAUUGCAAAUGUAGAAUUUGUUAAUAUAAUUUGUCAGAUGUGAAGUGCAUGCUCCGGUUUAGGAUUGGCUGUGUUUCUUGAACGGUAUGAAACUUUUAUUUUGACGUUUCGUGUGAACAAACUUAAAUGAGAAACGUGCGUUGUGCAGUUUAAAAACAUGGCUGAAUCACAAGGAAAUAUGUAAUGUACUCUAGUGAUUGUAGAAAAGUUGUAGUAGUGCUGCUCUACAGAGUGGGGUGUCAUGACGGGUGAGAUGAAACAGAAGUUGCCCCCUCUUAACUGUCUGGCUUAUUUGUAUCUAUAGCCUAGUUAUAGGGAGACAAAGGGAAAAUGGUGGUCUCAGCAGAUGUUUUCAUCUCAGCAGCCCAGAGGUUUCUCUGUUGUGGGAAGAAGAAGAAACAAAUUCCUCAUUCAUCAUGUCUUGAUAUGGCGGUGCAGAUCAUUGCUGUUGAUCAGGGCCUUAAACCGGCUGUUCUGUACGACCUUAAUGGUGCAUGUGCAGAACAGAUCCAGCGAUAUGUCAGCUCACUGCAGGAGGCUGGAGUACUGACCACAACACUCCGGAUAUUCUCCAUCAAUGGAAGUUGUCUUGUUGUGAACUCUAAUCUGAUGAAGGAACAUUUGAGUGAAGUGCUUAAGAAAAAGAGCCUUCUCACUGUUGAUGUGUGUCCAUGGAAGGAGCAGCCGUCUCUGAUUGUCAUGGAUAGUGGCACCAAGCGUAUGGUCAAAGACAUGCUGGACUUUUUUAUGGACGAAGAGGACGAGCAGCCGUCAGUCAGUGUGGUGGGAGAGGAGCUGUAUGACCGGUGGAACUUGUGCACACUUUUUGGGAUCCUCCUGGGCUAUCCUGCUUCAUACUGGUUUGAUCAAGUGCAGAGUUUUGAGAACUGUCUGAGUAUGACCCCACUAGUGGUAAAUAAAGUUUGGGUCUGCUGGCCAGUAUGUGAUACAAAGCACAGCAGUUGUCUUUACUCAUUCAGUGUCCCUGAAGUGUUGUGGGCAGAAGUCGAUACCUAUAUAAAAACCUGGGUGGAGCAUUUGAGAAGCCAAUUUUGCAAACAGACAGUUUUGACCGAACUCAGUAUUUCAAAGGAAACAGUCACUUUGCCCACUGUAGCCCUGUGAGUGCUUGUGCUUUUAUACGGUUUUAGUGCUCCAAAGCCUUGUUUGUGUUCACCACAGCCCUGAUUUGGAGAAAACUAUAACACACACUUUAAGACGGACUGGCUGAUUUAGAUUUUUUUUUAAGUGUAAUGCACUACUGGCUUCAUGCUGUGUUUCUCCUCAAAAGUCAUUUGGGGGAAAAAGCAUUAUAGAGUAAAUAAUCCACCUCGUUCAUCUUCAUUACAUCUGUUACUGUGUUCCACUUGUGCUUUCUCGACCACUGAUGAUGAUGUUAUGUGUCGGCAACAUGGGCUGAAAAAUAUCAGCCCCAAUAAAAGGGCAUUUCACUCUGUGUAA